Messenger RNA from Procambarus clarkii (red swamp crayfish), 916 nucleotides. The record is from RefSeq and is a predicted model, not a curated record. Lineage: Eukaryota; Metazoa; Arthropoda; Malacostraca; Decapoda; Cambaridae.
AUGCCGUCUCCUCUCAUGUCAUCAAUCAGGCGCAUCACCACACACUGCCAACACACCAGGAUGAUGAAGUGGCUACAUUGGUGCUACUUGGUAGACUCUCCUGAGGGAAGUGGUAGACUCUCCUGGUGGGAGGUGGUAGACUCUCCUGGUUGCUCACUUCCUGGGGAGAUAAAGGCAGACACAAGGGUUAGGCGCGGGUUCGCUGGCGGUCAUGGCGGCGGUUAUGGUGGCGGCUACGGUGGCGGCCACGGAGGUGGCGGCAGCUACCUGGUGGUCGGUGGUGGAGGUGGCGGCGGCCACGGCCCCAGUGCCGCUGAUGUUGCUAACGAAGCUGCCAAUCAGGCUACUGCUGCUGCCGCAGGUUUAGGCGGUGCCGCCCACGCCGCAGCUGCAGGAGCUGCAGCAGGUGCCGCAGCUGCCGCUAAUGCUGCUUCACAAACAGCUCAGGCCGCGGCAGCCAGCAAGCAGGCCCAGGCCGCUCAGGUGACGCAAGCGGCACAAGGAGCGCAGGCCGCAGCCUUCGCUGAAGGUUCUCUCGCCUCCAAGGCAAACAUAGCCUACCAAGCCGCCAAGGUAACAGCUUCUAUGGCCCAAGGUCUGGCCGCCAACAUUGCCCAGAUCCUUUCAGAAGCCAAGGCUCUGGCCAACCAGGCAGCCAACAGCCUGGCCGAACAGCAGAACUUCCUGGCCGCCCAGAGGACCAUGGCCUGGCAGGCUCAGCAGGCAGCUAACUCCCUCAACCAACAGCAAUACGUGGCACUCAACGACUUGGAAGACUCUGCAGGUGCGGCUGCCCAGGCUCAGGCUUCAGCAACCAAGGCCAUCUCCAGGGCCAAGGGCAGCAGCGGCUACGGCUACGGCCGCUAGAAGUGUACAUGAUGGAGCGGAUGUAGGUACUGAUAAUGGUGAUAUGAAU